AUGAGUCGCCCGACUACUCGCGCAAAAAAUGCUAGCCAACAUCCUGGCAAAGUUUUGCUAGAACUGCAACGCAAAAGGCGUACAAAGGCUGAGAUCGCAGCAGCAAAGAAGAAAGAAGAACUUACGUUGGAGCAAGUUGAACAAGGGGUGCGAGCAGGACUUGCAGCGGUGGCAGCAAUUGAAGAUAAGCAGGUGCUUGAGGAUGGGGAGGCUUCAUUGACAAUGCCCCCACUCUCUCAGCGCCACUUAGUUCAUUGCAUGAAUAGCAUGAGGGCUGUACCUGAUAGUGAGGAAGAGAGAGGAAGAUCAGUUACAGCCAGUGAGGAUGGAGAUGCUGUAGCAGACCUCUAUGAUGAUGAACCAUCCCAGCGUCAAGGAGUCAUUCAGUCACAGGAACCAAACUACGACGAUAUCAAAUCUUCGCAGGUUCCAAAUUAUGACUACCUUGAGUCAUCUCAGCCUCAGCACUACAGGCCAUUUGAGCUUCAGAAAAACAAGAUGGAGCUCAGGUCGACACCAGAUGAACAAUCCCAGGCUGCAGGUUCUGACUCAGAUCAUGCAGGCUCAGAACUUAUGGAUGAAAGAGAAACUGCCUUACCUUGCACCCAAAGAAGCAAGGUGAUUGAAAUUGAUUCCAGCGACGAGGAAGGAAAGGGUCAAAGAAAAAAUUUGAAGGUAACUAUGAGUGGGAGAACAGCUGUUACAGUGUUGCAAAAGCAGCUAGCUGCACCAGGUGCUCAAAGCAACAUGGAGGUUGCGGCUAUAAAACUGGUGGUGGCUCAAGCUGGUGGCUAA
This is a messenger RNA of Serpula lacrymans var. lacrymans S7.9, 795 nucleotides long. RefSeq lists its product as uncharacterized. The coding region runs from base 1 to 795 and encodes 264 amino acids. NCBI's taxonomy places the organism in Eukaryota, Fungi, Basidiomycota, Agaricomycetes, Boletales, Serpulaceae. The transcript has a single exon. The record is from RefSeq and is a predicted model, not a curated record.